This is a messenger RNA of Ipomoea nil (Japanese morning glory), 2212 nucleotides long. RefSeq names its product type IV inositol polyphosphate 5-phosphatase 3-like. The transcript has 11 exons. Lineage: Eukaryota; Viridiplantae; Streptophyta; Magnoliopsida; Solanales; Convolvulaceae. Gene Ontology annotation, molecular function: phosphatidylinositol-3,4,5-trisphosphate 5-phosphatase activity; inositol-polyphosphate 5-phosphatase activity; phosphatidylinositol-4,5-bisphosphate 5-phosphatase activity. Bases 151 to 2097 code for a protein of 648 amino acids. The record is from RefSeq and is a predicted model, not a curated record. Gene Ontology annotation, biological process: phosphatidylinositol dephosphorylation.
AAAACGCGGUGGCGGCCUGGCGGGGCAUAUGUUCCACUCUGUAGACUCGGUCAUCGUUUUCGCGAAGCUUAGACUUUUCGAUUUAGCUUUUUUACUCAAUUUUCUGUCCCUCUUUUUACUCCAUAGCCGUUUGUUUCUUUUCAUCCAACCAUGAAGAACAGCACAAGGCAUCGCCGUCAUGCUGAGCCUUUCUGGCCGCGAGUGGUGAUGCGAAAAUGGCUCAACAUCAAAACCAAAGAUUCCGAUUUCAGCGCAGACUCUGAGUCUGAAGUCGCCUCCGACUCUGAUUCCGAUCAAGAUUUCUAUGAGUUGCCGAGGGAGUCGCGGUUUAAGGAUGAAAGAAGCUGUGGGGAAGUUGAGAUUGAUGCGAAUGAAGUUGUUCCCAGGCUAAGAAGACGAAAAUCAGAGACAUUCAGGGCACAAUACAUAAGUACAAAGGAAAUUAGAGUAUGUGUUGGCACAUGGAAUGUCGGUGGAAAAGUUCCUCCUGAUGAUCUAGAUCUUGAUGGUUGGCUAGAUAUUGGUGAGCCCGCUGAUAUAUAUGUGCUUGGCUUUCAGGAAAUCAUUCCAUUAAAUGCUGGUAAUAUCUUUGGUGCUGAAGAUAGCCGCCCAAUUUUGAAAUGGGAAAACAUCAUCCGAGAAUCACUUAAUAAAAUCCCUUCUGGGAAUAAGUUCAAAUCUUAUAGUGAUCCUCCUUCUCCAUCAAGGUUUAAGCCAUCUGAAGAUAUGCAUGAUAUUGAAGAGGAAAUUGUACUAGAGUCUGAUAGUGAGGGCGAGGAAGAAAUUGUUCCAAUUAAUGAAGAGUUCAAUGAAUUUGUUGAAGUCAAGGAUGGAAAUGUCUCUGGUAGUGAUAUGGUUGUCGAUGCUGAUGUGCCCACAUCCAACGGUAACAGAGAAGAUGGGUAUAAAAGGCAGUUUUCUUUGCCAAAUAGGAUAAAUGAAUUAGAUUGCUCUAUACCUGAAGAGUGUGAAGGAAAUGCAGAGGAAUUGAGUACCCAGUAUGGAAAGAAAUUAACCAAAACACUUAGUGUGACAGAGAAGAUUGGCCUAUGUUGGCCUGAGCCACAACUAGAUAUUCUGCCUCAGCAUAUUUUAGAUCGACCUAAUUGCAUGAAAUCUAUGAAAUCGUUCAAGGCUUCCAAGUCUUUCAGAAGAUACAGCUCUUUCAAUUCCACGGCUAAUGGUCAAAACAGAAUGCAAUCUGACAUAGCCAUACUUGCAGAAAUCGAUCUGGAAUCUUUAAUAAAACAGAAAAGAAGAUCACCAUACGUGAGGAUUAUAAGCAAGCAAAUGGUUGGUAUUUUCUUGACUAUAUGGGUCCGCAGAGGCUUGCGAAAACAUAUCCAAAACUUGAAUGUGUCUACAGUUGGUGUUGGUGUAAUGGGCUACAUAGGUAACAAGGGAUCAAUAUCGGUUAGCAUGUCUAUACACCAGACCCUUGUCUGUUUCGUUUGCACUCAUUUAACAUCUGGUGAGAAAGAUGGGGAUGUGGUCAAAAGAAAUGCAGAUGUGCGUGAAAUUCAUCGGAGGACACACUUUAAUACAUAUUCUAGUAUUAGACUUCCUAAAAGUAUCAGUGACCAUAAGAAAAUCAUCUGGCUGGGUGAUUUAAAUUAUCGUAUGAAUUUAUCAUAUGAGAAGACAAUGAAGCUAAUAUCCAAAAAAGACUGGUCUAAGCUAGCUGAAAGUGAUCAGCUUAGAAAAGAGCUGAAGAAAGGACGUGCUUUUGAUGGAUGGACUGAAGGUGUUUUAAAUUUUCCACCCACUUAUAAGUACGAGAUUAACUCAGACAAGUACCAUGGAGAGGAUCCAAAGUCUGGAAGGCGUACUCCAGCAUGGUGUGACCGUAUUCUUUCGUCUGGGAAGGGAAUGCGGCUGCUUAACUACAGGAGAUCUGAUCUUAGAACUUCUGAUCAUCGGCCCGUGACAGCCUCUUAUAUGGUAGAAGUCGAGAUAUUCUGUCCAAAGAAAUUGCAGCGCGCCCUCACAUUCACUGAUGCAGAGAUCGACAAAGAGGAAAUUGUUACUGAUACAGAAAUCGAGAGUGGAAUUAACCGAUUAACAAUAGAACAGAAUGCUUCAUUAUGGCGGCACUAAGAGAGGGUAACCCAAGGGAGGGCUGGAGAGGCUGCAUAUUAUGACGCCCGUGACUCUUUCAUCCCACGCAAUUAGUCCAAAUUUGACCCGAGCCAGUUCUUUGAAGUCUUUUAUU